AUGCCUGCUACUCUCACUCGCAAGCUGGGCAAGUAUGGCCCUGAGAUUCCCGCCAUUGGGUUUGGACUUAUGGGGAUCGGCAUCGACUGCUAUGGCGCAAUUGGAGAUGAUGAAACAAGAUUCGCCGUGCUAGACCAUGCGUGGAAGGAGGGCUGCAUCCACUGGGACACUUCAGACGCAUACGGAGACUCUGAGGAACUCAUUGGCAAGUGGUUCAAGCUGCACCCCGAGCGCCGUGCCGACAUCUUCCUGGCCACCAAGUUUGGCAUCUCUGCAGAGAUUCAGCCUGAUGGCUCCUACAAGGGGAGCGUCGACAGUUCCCCCGAGUAUGCCAAGGCGGCGUGUGAGAAGAGUUUGAAGAAGCUCGGAGUCGACUAUAUCGAUCUUUACUAUGCGCACCGAGUUGACGGAAAGACGCCAAUCGAGAAGACGGUUCAGGCUUUGGCAGAGCUGAAGAGCGAGGGCAAGAUCAAGCACCUUGGCUUCUCGGAAAUCUCUGGAGAGAGCUUGCGCCGCGCAUUCGCCGUGCACCCCAUUGCCGCUGUUCAGAUCGAGUACAACCCGUGGGCGUUGGAAACCGAGGGCCCAGUGUCGAAGCAUCUCCUCAAGGCCUGUCGAGAGCUCGGCGUCGCCACCGUCGCAUAUUCGCCUCUGGGCCGUGGAAUGUUGACUGGACAGGUGACUUCAACCGCCGAGCUGGACGAAAAGGACUUCCGCAAGACGGUCGAGCAGUUCAAGGGCGACAACAUGAAGAAGAACAUGCAGCUGGUGAACAAGUUCAAGGACGUGGCCGCAAACAAGGGCUGCAGUCCGUCUCAGCUGGCCCUCGCCUGGCUGCUUGCACAGGGCGACGACAUCUUCCCCAUCCCCGGCACGAAGAAGAUCAAGUAUCUCGACGACAACUGGGGCGCCCAGAAGGUCCAGUUGACGGCGGAUGAAGCUCGCGAGAUCCGCCAGCAGGUCGACCAGCUGGGAGUUGCCGGGAGCCGCGACGUUGCCUUCAACCAGUACGCCGACACGCCCGCUCUCUGA
Trichoderma atroviride IMI 206040 is the source of this 1032-nucleotide messenger RNA. RefSeq lists its product as uncharacterized. The record is from RefSeq and is a predicted model, not a curated record. NCBI's taxonomy places the organism in Eukaryota, Fungi, Ascomycota, Sordariomycetes, Hypocreales, Hypocreaceae. Gene Ontology annotation, cellular component: cytoplasm.